AUGGGUCUCAUCGGCGAGAACUGCGAUCGAUGCGCGCGCGCAGCGACCAAGCAGGACGAGACCCACGACGCCGGGCUCGAAGGCCGAUGGUGGCUCUUCUGGCAGCAAGCCAACGACGCUUCGGGCAUCAUUGGCGCCUGCAUUGUCGGUGGCUUUGCUGCCAUCCUGCUCGCAUGGUAUUCCGGCAAAGCGAUGCUCAAAUGGUAUCGCAGGCGUGCUCGUUGA
Messenger RNA from Sporisorium graminicola, 225 nucleotides. RefSeq lists its product as uncharacterized. Lineage: Eukaryota; Fungi; Basidiomycota; Ustilaginomycetes; Ustilaginales; Ustilaginaceae. The record is from RefSeq and is a predicted model, not a curated record. The coding region runs from base 1 to 225 and encodes 74 amino acids. The transcript has a single exon.